AUGGCAGACACCCUCCCGCCCCACUACUUUUACUUUUUCUGGAUCGGAGAGCCCGUGCUCACCCUCGCCGGCGCGGCCUACGCGGCCUUCUGGCCCGAGACGUACGCGCGCGACCUCCUCCCGCAGGGCAUCGAGAACUUUACCAACAUUGUCGGAAACACCAUCCGCGGCAAGGAACUCGUCGGCACGCUGGCAUCGUGCUAUUUUCUCAUUGCGUUGAUCUCGCUGUCGUUCUUCCCCGUGUUCAAGUGGCAGGUCAAGGACAUGGUCCUGCAGGAGCGUCUCGUGCGCGCGCUCCUCGUCCCGCUGGCGCUGGCCGAUGUUACGCACAUCACCAUGAGCCUCCUGCCCCUCCCUGCCGAGCUGCGCUGGUCGUGGACGAGCUGGACGCAGCUGAUCCACGGAAACGUUGACAUUGUCGUCUUUGCCUUGACCCUGCGCCUCCUGUGUAUCUUUGGCAUUGGCCGCGAGACGGCGGCCUCGCUCGCUGCCAAGGACAAGCCCGUCUCCAGCCGGACCCGCGGCGGCCGUCCCAAGAAGUCGAUCUCGAAGGAUGAGUAG
Messenger RNA from Apiotrichum porosum, 561 nucleotides. RefSeq lists its product as uncharacterized. NCBI's taxonomy places the organism in Eukaryota, Fungi, Basidiomycota, Tremellomycetes, Trichosporonales, Trichosporonaceae. The transcript has 6 exons. The record is from RefSeq and is a predicted model, not a curated record. Bases 1 to 561 code for a protein of 186 amino acids.